Messenger RNA from Exophiala xenobiotica, 2054 nucleotides. RefSeq lists its product as uncharacterized. The coding region runs from base 99 to 1898 and encodes 599 amino acids. The record is from RefSeq and is a predicted model, not a curated record. The transcript is spliced from 2 exons. NCBI's taxonomy places the organism in Eukaryota, Fungi, Ascomycota, Eurotiomycetes, Chaetothyriales, Herpotrichiellaceae.
CCUUACUCAGGGCGUGCAUUGCUGAGUUAUCCACAGCUACUUCGGCUUUAACUUAGCGAGUCAAAUCAAUACCUCAUCAUUCUUUCGCAUCCCUCUACAUGCGACGCUGCGCUUGUCAGCGGCUGUUUUCCAGAUCAGUCUUUCCCUCUCCGACACAAAGAGGGGUGCAGCCAGCCGUCUGUCCCAGCCCCAAUCCUCAUCAGCUACGACCUGGGCCAUCAUCAUACUCUCCGUCAGACCCUUCAAGUCGGCGCAGAAACUUCCACAGUACUCGGCCGCGUGCGCAACCCCUCCAAGCCUCUUCAUCCGCCUACGUUCUUGUCCUGGGCAUCGCAUGUGGAAGUGCCCUACUCUUUGAGUACAUCGUGCGCAACAACUUCCGAGGGGCACGCGACAACGACGGGACCGAUACCGAGCAUCGCGUCUCACACAAACCAGCACAACACACCUACGACUACUUCUAUACAGACAUGCCCAUCCCACCGGGCCACUUGGGCAAUCUGACGCCUGACCAAGAAGCCAAGCUGCAAGACCUCUGGACUGCCACGUUAAGAGUAUUCGGAGUUGAAGAACCCCACCACGUCAGCGGCACAGACACACCUUUAGCCGAGGAGGAGUCAACCGUGGCUGAAGUCGAUGGUAAAGACAAGAAGAAAAGCAAGAGGCGACUGGGUGUCUUUAAGCGGCACGACAAGAAGGAUUCGAGUAAUGGCUCAGCAACCCCGACCAAAGACCCCAGCCGUCAUGCUGAUUCCGACGACAAGUAUGGCCAGGUGAAGGACUUCCACGAGAUUCUGGCCACACAGGACCCCGAGUUGUUGCGCGCCACUUUUUGGAGUAUGGUGAAAGCAGACCAUCCUGAUGCACUCUUGCUACGGUUCCUCCGAGCACGAAAAUGGGAUGUCGACAAGGCCUUGGUCAUGCUGAUCUCCACGAUGCGUUGGCGAAGUCAAGAACAGCACGUGGACGAUGAUGUGGUCUUGAGAGGAGAAGGUGGCGCCCUGGAAGACUCCAAAUCCAGCGACCCAGCCGUCAAAAGGGAAGGUGAUGAUUUUCUUGCUCAACUAAGAUUAGGGAAGAGCUUCCUGCACGGCACCGAUAAAGAGGGAAGGCCGUUAUGUUUUGUUCGGGUCAGGUUGCAUAGAGGCGGAGAACAAACCGAAAGAGCUUUAGAACGAUAUACGGUUUAUGUGAUUGAAACUGCUAGACUUGCUUUGAGACCACCUGUGGAAACCGCUUGUAUAAUAUUCGACAUGAGCCAUUUCACCAUGGCCAAUAUGGACUAUACCCCUGUCAAGUUCAUGAUCAAGAUUUUCGAGGCCAAUUAUCCAGAAUCGCUUGGUGCGGUCCUUGUACACAAAGCUCCCUGGAUCUUCCAAGGCAUUUGGAAGAUUAUUCGAGGAUGGCUUGAUCCUGUGGUAGCAGGAAAAGUCCAUUUCACAUCUGACGUUACCGAUUUGGAGAAGUUCAUCCCGAAAUCGCAAAUUAUAAAAGAGCUGGACGGCGAUGAGGACUGGGAGUACAAGUACGUCGAACCAGUUCCCGGCGAAAAUGACGCAAUGAAAGAGGAAGGGCCACGGAAAGAGUUGGAGGCGGCAAGGGAUGUAGAAGUUCGAGAGUAUGAGAAGAAAACUUUCGAGUGGCUUGCCACAGGUACGGGUGCGGAGGCAGACAAGAUCAAAGAGGACAGGAAUUCGCGUGCCAGGCAAUUGAACGAAAACUACUGGAAGCUCGACAAGUAUGUCCGAGCAAGGACAUAUUAUGAUCGUACAGGCAUGAUUUUACCAGAUGGCAAGAUCAAUUUCUACCCGCCACCGCCUGGCAAAGCAGAGACCCACAAUUUGGCGCCAACGUCGAACGCGCCCAAUGUCGAAACCAGUGCAGAUGAUCUAGAUUGAAGACCGCUCUCGACGAAGCAGCCGUUGUAUUCGGUUAGCGGUCUCCAUGCAAACAGUGGACGGGCAGAUUCGCAUGAAGUAGCACGUCUUUGAAUCCAAUGCAUUACUUCCGCAUGCUUGAUGCAUGUAAGUUUGCAAUUUAACCUCAGCCCAUCA